This is a messenger RNA of Myripristis murdjan (pinecone soldierfish), 1393 nucleotides long. RefSeq names its product family with sequence similarity 117 member Aa (gene fam117aa). The record is from RefSeq and is a predicted model, not a curated record. The transcript is spliced from 8 exons. Bases 91 to 1308 code for a protein of 405 amino acids. NCBI's taxonomy places the organism in Eukaryota, Metazoa, Chordata, Actinopteri, Holocentriformes, Holocentridae.
AAGCGAGACAAAGCAGAGCAAAGCAAAGCAAAGCAAAGCCAAGCAGAGGGUUUCCAUCCAUUUAGGUCGCCUGGUGAAGAGGAGUGGGGGAUGUCGUGCAGAAGUGGAGCGGCUCGGGGGGGCAGCAACCCCAACCUGCAGCCCCUCAGAGCCACGGUCCCAUACCAGCUCCAGAGGAAUAAAAUCCUGCUCUGCAAAGAUGUCAAGACGGCUGACAGAACCACGUCUCGACCUCCCAAACCCACCAUACGCCGAACCCUGUCCCUGGAUGCCAUCAUUGGACCCUACCUGCAGGGACAGUGGCCCAAAGAGGCAGAGAGUCCAGCAGUCACCUGUGUCAAUGACAAAGCCACACAGACGCCGAGCUCUUGGGCAGAGGAGACCCGUGGAAGGAGAAGUAUUGGUGGACACAAGCGCUCAGCGUCAUGGGGCAGUGCAGAGCACUUGAGGGAGGUGGCCAAGCUGAGGCACCAGUUGCAGAAGCGCUCCCGCCACGCCCCUCCCUCUGCGGGAUAUGAACUCCCCCACCACCCUCUGCCUGCGGGCCAUGCAGCAGGCAUCACUCAGACAAUGCCCCUGAUGCCGCUGAACAGACUCGCUCCCCGGCUGAGACGCAGCGUGGAAGGGCUCAACCUCGAGCUGGAAGAAGUGUUUGUGUCUGAGAAGUCUGACGAUCAGCAUGAGAUUUUGGAUGUCCCAGACGGUCACAGAGCGCCUGUCCCUGCCCAGAGAUGCAGCAGUGGCUCCCAAAGCGAGCCGUCCCCAGCUCCCCUGGAUCCCUCCCUCCUGUCUCCCUCUCAGUCGCCCUGCCCCCUGGAUCCAUCGCUCCUGUCGCCUUCUCAUUCUCCUUGUCCCCUGAACCCGUCUCUCCUGUCCCCAGCUCAGUCUCCCUGCCCCAUGGGCGAGCCAGAGCCAGUUGGAUGUGACGCCCUGUGUCCUUCUCCAUCGACGUCGCUCCCUCCGUUUGUGCUGGAUCCUCCUCUGCUGCAGCCCUCCUCCUCUUCCUCUUCCUCCCCCCGUCCCAACAAAACCUGCUCCUUCCAGAGGGAGCCGCCAGAGGGCUGUGAGCGUGUCCGUGUGUGUGAAGAGGCGAUGUCUGCGUGUCAGGGCGAGCCUCUCCUCCAGCCGUCCUGCCCUGACCCCAAUAAAGUCAACUUCACCCCCCACGGUGGCUCCGCCUUCUGCCCUGUCAGUCUUCUGAAGCCCCUCUUGCCCUCUAUGGACCUCCUCUUCCGCGGCCUGUCAGUCUCUCCCGUCACCGGCUGCCCGGGCCAGGCCUCCCCGACCAGGCAGCUGGGCAUGCCGUAGCCUCAGGGUGGAUAUCAGGGUGGACCCGGUCAGGAGCCGACCGCGCUGCUGACAGAACCAGGGGAUUUUUCUGGAGCUGGAAAAA